Acaulospora colombiana is the source of this 2160-nucleotide messenger RNA. Lineage: Eukaryota; Fungi; Glomeromycota; Glomeromycetes; Diversisporales; Acaulosporaceae. The record is from the annotation of a GenBank genome assembly.
AUGCAGGCACGCGGAAGUUCUAAUUCUCCUUACUCUAUAUAUGACCAAUUGUCGUUUUCAGAUGAUUUGUUUGAUGAAGAGGAUCUAAAUAAAAGUCACAAAGAGAAAAUUGGAAUAGUGAGAAGAACCAUUUCUGAACUCGACGAGGAAUACGGAAUCCUGAGUUUAAUAGACGUUGUCUGGAAUCACACCGCUUCUAAUAGUAAAUGGAUUGGAGAACAUCCGGAGGCCUUUUAUAACUUGGUGAACUCUCCACAUCUCAUACCCGCCUAUGAAUUGGACAAGGCCUUCUUCGAAUAUUCAAAAAAUCUAUCCUCACUCGGGCUUCCGACCCGCGUAAACUCGGAAUCUGAUCUGAACACGAUCAUCGACGGUGCAAGGAGUCACGUGAUACAAAAGAUGAGACUGUGGGAGUUCUACGUUAUUGACGUUAAGGAAGCUUUGGAAGAGUAUAAAGAAUCUUUGGGAAAAGAUGCUCCCGUUGGCGAAAAUUUGUUCAAGGACAUCGAUGUUGCCGCACUUCCUAUUAGGGCGCAGGCAAAUCUGUUGAGUGAGAAGGGUCUCUUCGAAAAGUCACCUUACGGUCAUAGGUUUCAUAAAAAGAUUGACGUCGAUGUGGCAAGAGCGUUCAUAGAUCGGUUGAUUGACAGCGUGCCUGUUAACGAAUACACCAUGGAAGUCGAAGAAACAUAUGUCCCGACGGAGGAAGAAUUAAAAUCAUAUCAGGAUUCUGAUCUAACCAAUGGCGAUAGCAAAAAGAAGGAGAUCAGAAAUGAAAGAUCCGAAGAAAAGAGAUCGACUUUCUCGCUUGAGUCCAUCACGGCCCGACCUACUCUUGUCAAGACGCCAUCAAGAAGUUCCAGCACAAAGCUACAAAAGGAGGAUACCGAGAAGAGGCAAGAGAAGUCGGAUGACAAUGAAUCGUCGUCAUUUGAGACCGAAUCGAAAGAUGCCUCCACCAAGGUUGAAGUAACCGAGACAAAGUUAGACAAUGGUGGCUCGUCGUUCGAGACCGAUUUGAAGGAUGCAUCCACCAAGGUUGAAUCGAUUUCAAUCUCCACAGGAACACCCCCCUCGGAAAGCAUUCUUUCCGAAGCAGAAGAAAUUCCCGUUGAGAAAUUAGUUACACCUACUGCCAUCAAACCAAGGGUCCGUCGCGUCAAAGUUACAUUGUCACCAAAUGAAGUUAAAAUGAAGAAGCUUGAGGCGAUUAUCAACGAAAUUAAUUUGCCAUUUUACAAGGAAUAUGAUAAGGACUCUGCAAUAAUCCUCGAAAAUGUGAAGAAUCGUCUUAGAUACCUGAGACUCGACCCGAAGGGCCCGAAACAGGGAACACUUGCAGUCGCAAACAAUGGUUGGAUAUGGAAUGCUGAUCCCCUGAAAGACUUCGCUGGCAGCGAUUCGCGUGCUUAUCUGAGAAGGGAAGUGAUAGUUUGGGGUGAUUGUGCCAAGUUGCGAUAUGGUAGAGGAAGGGAGGAUUCACCCUGGCUCUGGGAUCACAUGAGGCAAUAUACCGAACAACUUGCAUCAUUGUUUCAUGGAUUUCGCAUUGACAAUUGUCAUUCUACGCCGAUUCAUGUUGGCACCUAUCUUCUUGAUGCGGCUCGUUCCAUCCGACCAAAUCUCUAUGUCAUUGCUGAAUUAUUUACCGGUUCCGAGGAAGCCGAUAUCAAAUUUAUGCGAGAGAUGGGCAUCAAUUCACUUAUUAGAGAAUCCAUGCAAGCGUGGGAUCCACGCGAAUUUAGCAGAUUGAUUCAUAGGCACGGAGAAAAGCCUGUUGUUGAUCUAAUGUCACUUAUAUCGCCUGCUAAUUACAAAGGAUCCAUGGACGUGGAACAUCUGACAGACAUAACUACCUGUACAGGCAUUGAUGGAUUGUCGGACACCCCUUGUAUUGUUUUCCCUGUUCCAGGGUCUAGUCCCCAUGCGCUUUUUAUGGACUGCACCCACGACAAUCCGACUCCUCACCAAAAACGCACGGCCGAGGAUACUCUAUCGAAUGGAGCUCUUGUCACUAUGAGUUCCUGUGCCAUCGGGAGUGUGAAAGGUUAUGAUGAAGUUUACCCGCAAUUGGUUGAUUUGGUCAAGGAAACGAGACAAUACGAACUAUACGAGAGACCUCUUGAUGUUGGCAUCUGUCGAGGCAAGUUACAUACAUAG